Plectropomus leopardus (leopard coralgrouper) is the source of this 590-nucleotide messenger RNA. The record is from RefSeq and is a predicted model, not a curated record. NCBI's taxonomy places the organism in Eukaryota, Metazoa, Chordata, Actinopteri, Perciformes, Serranidae.
UUCACAGGUGCAAACAUGCAGAUCUUUGUGAAAACCCUCACCGGCAAGACCAUCACCCUGGAGGUCGAGCCCAGUGACACCAUUGAGAACGUGAAGGCCAAAAUCCAGGAUAAAGAGGGCAUCCCUCCCGACCAGCAGCGUCUGAUCUUUGCUGGAAAGCAGCUUGAAGACGGACGCACCCUCUCUGACUACAACAUCCAGAAGGAGUCCACCCUCCACCUGGUGCUGCGUCUGAGAGGCGGCAUGCAGAUCUUCGUGAAAACCCUCACCGGUAAGACCAUCACCCUGGAGGUCGAGCCCAGCGACACCAUUGAGAACGUGAAGGCCAAAAUCCAGGACAAAGAGGGCAUCCCUCCCGACCAGCAGCGUCUGAUCUUUGCUGGAAAGCAGCUUGAAGACGGACGCACCCUCUCUGACUACAACAUCCAGAAAGAAUCGACCCUCCACCUGGUCCUGCGUCUCCGUGGUGGUAUGCAGAUCUUCGUCAAGACCCUCACAGGCAAGACCAUCACCCUGGAGGUGGAGCCAAGCGACACCAUUGAAAACGUCAAGGCCAAAAUCCAGGACAAAGAGGGCAUCCCUCCCGACCA